AUGAAGAUUUGCUUGAGGUUGCUGACUUUGGCCACUAGAAGUGCCCUUCUUGAGAAAACUGUGGAGAUGGUAGCAACGGACUUUGAUGUGCCCAAGUCAUCCACAAUGUUCACAUUGAGGUCUGGUUUGACCCUUGAACCUGUCAUAAUCUUGUCUCUUUACAGCAGCCACAGAAAUGUCGUCAGAUUGAAGCGGAACAUGAAGUUCACGUUGGCAUUCUUCUUGAACCAGCGCAGCCUUCUUCAGUUGGGCUUCUCUGAAGCUUGGACUUCUCUGGUCAUCUCUGUUGAUCUAGCACGCAGCCUCAAACAAGGCGACCCUCCAUCCUCUUACCUAUUUAUUCUUGUUAUGGAGAUUAAGGAUUCGUUGCAGAGUUUGGAGAAGAACACAGGGCUAAGGAUAAACAAUGAGAAGUCCUCAAUUUAUCUUCUUGUCAACCCUGCAACUAAUGUUAAGGAUGAUGUGCUUUCUAUUUUAGGGUGGAGCAUCGAGACUCUUCCCAUGCAAUAUCUUGGUCUCCCAGUGUUUUACGGGAAGCUUAAGGAGGUUUGGUGUCAACCUCUACUAGACAAGGUGGACAAGCAUCAUGCUGCAUGGAAAGCAUCAAUUCUUUCUUGUGCACGAAGAAUAUGCCUCUUGAAACAUGUCUUGACGAGUGUCGUAAAUUAUUGGAUGACAAUAUUUGCUUUGCCAAGAAAGGUCAUUAACAAGCUGAAUUCCUCUGUGGCAGCAUUCUUGUGGGCUGUUGGGAGAGUUCCAAGGGCCAGCACCAUAUUGCUUGGGGGACAAGCUGCACCCUAA
Molecule: messenger RNA, 801 nt
Organism: Nymphaea colorata (pocket water lily)
Lineage: Eukaryota; Viridiplantae; Streptophyta; Magnoliopsida; Nymphaeales; Nymphaeaceae
Exons: 3
Coding region: 1-801 (266 amino acids)
Source: RefSeq, a predicted model, not a curated record